CAACAUCGAGCUUGGCCGUCAAUUCCUCAAAAUGCGAUUCACAGCUCUGCUUAUCGGUCUUCUGGCAUACCUGGUGUCCUCCGUCACCGCAACAGCCCUCACCUACCGACUUGAGGCGAACGAGAAAGCUUGCUUCUACAAGUUCGUCGAGCAACGGAACACCAAAGUCGCAUUUUACUUUGCUGUUCAAUCAGGUGGCUCCUUCGAUGUCGACUAUGCUGUUGUCGGACCCGGCGAGAAGCCUGUCCUAGACGGCACCAAAGAACGCCAGGGCGACUUUGUCUUUACGGCCCAGAGUGUCGGCGAGUACCGGUUCUGUUUCAACAACGAGAUGUCCACAUUUGCCGAAAAGAUGGUCGAUUUUGAGAUUGCGCUUGAAAACGAAUCCCGCACCGAGCUCCCAUCCCGUCAGGGCGCGAACCCUGAACAAGCCUCCGCGAUCGAAGAGUCGAUUUUCAAGCUUUCCGCGCAACUGUCCACCAUCUCCCGUAACCAGAAGUACUUCCGAACACGCGAGAACCGCAACUUCAGUACCGUGCGGUCGACGGAACGCCGAAUCUGGAACUUCAGCAUCAUUGAAAGCCUCAUGAUGGUUUCCAUGGCCGGACUGCAGGUUUUCAUUGUUAGGUUCUUCUUCCAAGGGGCCAGGAAGGGUUACGUGUGA
Molecule: messenger RNA, 664 nt
Organism: Aspergillus nidulans FGSC A4
Lineage: Eukaryota; Fungi; Ascomycota; Eurotiomycetes; Eurotiales; Aspergillaceae
Product: emp24/gp25L/p24 family protein
Exons: 4
Coding region: 32-664 (210 amino acids)
Cellular component (GO): membrane
Source: RefSeq, a predicted model, not a curated record